Anopheles darlingi is the source of this 1154-nucleotide messenger RNA. RefSeq lists its product as uncharacterized. The transcript is spliced from 3 exons. NCBI's taxonomy places the organism in Eukaryota, Metazoa, Arthropoda, Insecta, Diptera, Culicidae. The record is from RefSeq and is a predicted model, not a curated record. Bases 93 to 1154 code for a protein of 353 amino acids.
AUUCAACGGCUCGGAGAAGUUACAUUGUUUGAAGAGAUAUAUUUUGUGAUUUUGUUUUGUGGAAGCUCGAAGUGGCAACGUAAAAAUCAGGAAUGGCAGAUCCCACGACACUACUAAACCAUGCCGACAUGGGCAACGAUACCAACACAUCACAGAUUACCAGCAAAACCGUAAAGAGAUUGCUCGAAUCGCCGAACGACAAUACCAAUCACUUCGGACAACAGCCUGCAACAAAGCUGAUAAAAAUAGAUGAUCGUGAAAAUGCUUCGCCAUUGAAACCCAAUUUAUCGGGCAUAAAAAGUUCACUACAUGGCAUAUCUUACCAACUGAAGCUUUGCAUAGUUAUGUGCCUAGCAAAUGCGAAAAAGCAGAUGAUACAAGAUCCAGCCAACAUAUUUUCCUUUAAGCUCACAGCAGAGGAUCCCGCAGCCGGAAAAUUCGACGACAUUGUGUUUGGAUUCGAGGACGGAGAAAUAGAAGGAACAUUCAAAAUUCAAGCCAAACACAAACUCGACUCACCAUCUCAGCGGCUUACUCUCAACGAUUUUAUCACAGAGCGGGUUACUAACAACCCCUUUGCUAUUUUGCAAUAUUUGACUUCGUUCUAUGAUCAAGGCAACUUGAUGGCAGAUAAGGAAAGGUUGAUCCUUUGCACCAACGUAGACGUGAGUGAUAGUGCUAAGGAAAUAUGGAAACUGAUGAUGACUGAUGAUGGUUCAACGAGAACGCUUGAUGAUUAUAUCUUAACACUAUUCUCAAAAAUAGGAGCUAAAUGCUAUCGACUUGAUAAUGACAAGCCGGGGGGAAGUAGACUUGAAGAAUUCCGUCAAAAUUUGCAGAAGUGUUCUAAGCUUUCGCGGUUAGCCGUGUUACUAAGUUAUGCUACUGUAUCGAAAGAACAUAAAAUAACCCAGAAUAAUAACCUUUUUAAAAAGUAUCGUAAACCCAUCUCUGGUAUAAUUGAUUCAUCCACAAACUCUAGCAAUGGUACAUAUAAGUUUACAAAAGAAUUUUUAGAUUCCUCGUCCACUGCUACAACAUCAGACUAUAAAGCAUUCCGAAAGGAAUUUGAAUUACAGUACAAACGUAUACUAGAGAAAGAUCCAUCCUGUGAUAUUUGGAAUGAAUUGAAAUUAAAAGAAAAGAUGUGGUAG